Symbiodinium sp. CCMP2456 is the source of this 1523-nucleotide messenger RNA. The record is from the annotation of a GenBank genome assembly. Lineage: Eukaryota; Dinophyceae; Suessiales; Symbiodiniaceae.
GUCAAAGGUCAGCAUCACCAGGACCAGCUUGAGAACCGAAUGAACGACGAGCUGAGCACUCGAGCUUUGUCUCUCCUAUUCAGGCAGGUGGUCUUUACCGACCUUCCGGCGAUGUUGGAAACGUUCGUGCAAGACAAGUUCCAGGUCUUUCGGAAGACUACGGAUGGCUUGGAGAGGAAAGUCGAGGCCGAGGUUGGACAUCGCAAGCAAGCGGCGGAAGCUUUCGACAAGGCUAUUGGAGCGCUGACAAGCCGAGUUGCCUCCACCGAGGAGAGCAUCCAGUCCCUGGCAGCUAAAUUCAGCUCACAAGAGUCUUCGAGCUCAUCGGAGGCAGAGGACUCCAGCCCAUAUGCAGCGGUCAGCAGCCGGAGCUACAGGGAGGCCUUGCUGAGCCGGUCGGACCUGCAUCCAGACCUGCAGCCGGAGCUUUCGGAAGGCAUCGAAACGCAGCGGCUCGACCUUGACAGGGAUCCUGGAGCCCAGGGCCGGGGCGAAGUUGCGGAGGAUUCCCUUGCAGAAGCUACAGCUCAGUUGGCCCAGGCUGCGGAUGAUAUGACGAGACGCGCUAGUCUUCCGCUUCCGAUACCUGCGCGGCAUGUUCCGAGCACUUCCAACAGCAAUGAUCCGAGCCAAGCGACAGAGCAAAGUGCUGCAGACGAAGGAAGCAGAACCGGCACUUUGGAAGAGAUCGCCUUGCCCAGGACCCUCGAUCGAUCCGAGUCGCACUUCUCGCCGUCUGAGCAUUUCUGGGGCCCGCCAUCGGAGGACCCUGAGGUGGAUCACCCGAGAGCUGGGUUGUCGGAUGAGUCCUCGAGUCGUUUCUUCCCACGCAGCAAGAGCCGAACGAGUGCGCAGGCCUCUUCCCAUGCAUCGCCGAAAAGCACGAAGAAUCGAGAAGGCGCCAGCACGCGGCGCCGGAGUGCCGCUCGCAUGGAAAAGGCCGUGACUAGGAAGCAGACUGAGGAUGUUAACGACGACCUAUCUCCGACCUCCUCUUUGAAUAUGUCGCACCUAACAGAAGGCGGGGGUCGAAGCGCUCGCCGAACGAGCCGGCUCGUCCAGAAAGCAGAGGAUGCACUCGGGGCACUCUUUCGCAUGAAGGGCGGUGGCAAGGAUGGCGGCGACAAGAGCAUGUCCUUGGACGACUUCACCACGAACAUGGCCAACAUGUCGACCAUACAAGACAACCUCAAAGCCCAGAAGGAAGAUGGGGAUCGCCUCCGGGAGGAAGUGGGCAAUCUCUCCGGUCGCCUUGGAGCGCUUGAGGAGACGGUGAAGAAGCUCGCCCAGUCAGUGAGCCAAGUGCGCGAACUCUCCGACCUUCGUCAGCAGGAGAACCAGAGCCGGUUAGCCAACGUCGAAGGCAGAAGUGAUGGUGAGUUUCAGAGGGUGAUCCAGCUCGCGGAAGAUCGCGUCAUGGCCUUCCUCCGGGAGUCUGAGAUGGAGCGAGCACGACUUUGGCAUCAGAUGGCGGUUCUUUUCCCAAGAUUCAUCCAAGACGAGGAGGAUGGGGCAGAGAAGAU